Messenger RNA from Trichechus manatus latirostris (Florida manatee), 1522 nucleotides. It is a transcript of the gene CUNH4orf33, whose product is annotated as chromosome unknown C4orf33 homolog. The record is from RefSeq and is a predicted model, not a curated record. NCBI's taxonomy places the organism in Eukaryota, Metazoa, Chordata, Mammalia, Sirenia, Trichechidae. Bases 252 to 851 code for a protein of 199 amino acids. The transcript has 6 exons.
CUAGUGUCUCUGGGAUAGGUGGCGGAGCCCAACGUCGGGUUUUUGUUUUUAACUCCAAAAAUGUAAUGAGUAGGCAUUAGAUACAUAUUUUUAAGGCCCCUAGUAUCUUUGGGUUACUCGGAUACUGUGCACUUCUGUACUGGGAGAACCCGCGGGCCACACGGUGUGGAAGGUUUAGGUUCUUGCAGCUGACGGCGAAACCCAGAGUGGUGUCUUCAGUCCCUCACCCGGGCUGCCGGGCUGGAGGAUUAAUGGAUUUUAAAAUUGAACACACUUGGGAUGGUUUUCCAGUGACACAUGAGCCAGUAUUAGUCAGGCUGAGUCCCGGUGACAGAGGAGUGAUGAUGGAAGUCAGUGCUCCAUUUUUCAAUGAUCCUCCAGACCCACUUGGAGAACCAGGAAAGCCUUUCAAUGAACUGUGGGAUUAUGAAGUUGUCGAAGCAUUUUUCUUGAAUGAUAGAACUGAGCAGUAUUUAGAAGUUGAACUUUGUCCCCACGGACAGCAUUUGGUGCUUUUACUCUCUGGAAGAAGAAAUGUGUGGAAACAAGGACUUGCUUUAUCAUUCCAAGUGUCCAGAGGAGAGACAAAAUGGGAAGGAAAAACAUGUCUUCCUUGGUGUUAUUUUCCACCAAAUGUCACAAAAUUCAAUUCAUUUGCAAUCCAUGGAUCAAAAGACAAAAGACAUUAUGAAGCUCUUUACCCUGUACCUCAGCAUGAACUACAACAAGGACAAAAACCUGAUUUCCAUCUUCUGGAAUACUUCAAGCCUUUCAAUUUUAACACACUGUUUGGAGAAGAAUGGAAACAGCCAGAAUCAGACCUGUGGCUAAUAGAGAAACCUGAUAUAUAGGAGUGGACUAGAAAACCAUAUCAAUCAUUUCUUCUCUAUACCUCUUAAGGUAAACCAAUAAUAAAUAUCAGUGUCUUUCAAGGCAUCAUGAACACAUUUCAACAAAUAUUUUCAUAGAUGUCACUGAAAAUAUAGUAUCUCCAUGGAUAAUUGUGUUUGAAUUAAUGAAAAAAUAAAACAUUUGUGUAUGAUUUUAUCUAUGAAGUGGAAAUGUUUGUUAGAGUCUCUUUGCCCAGGAACCAUCAUGUCAGCUUGUUAAAACUGUACCUUCUGGAUUGUAUCACCAUCACCCCAAAUAUUCCUGACUCCUAAACCAAAUAUCCUGACUCUGUCAAUCAAAGUCAUUAUUUCUCUUCUACUUCCCUAACCCCAGACAGCCUGAGACUGGAACACUUUAUUUGCACAUUUUUGAACUCUAUAUAAUAUACAGUAUUUACUAGGAAUCUUCUGUCCAUUCUUGAAAUGGUUAGAAAUCGGUGUCCUAUUUUAGCUUAGCAGGAAAUCCACAUCUGUUAAUACAUCAUCAAGAUACAUUAAUUAUUUAACCAGUUGUUUUUCUUGUCUUUGACUAUUUUUACUCUGUAGAAGGAAAUGGAAUGAAGGAGUCUUGAAUUCAGACAAUGAACUCUGCUUUCACUUAGAAAUAAGUGAAAUUUUCUUAAUGCUGUUAA